This is a messenger RNA of Peronospora matthiolae, 261 nucleotides long. Lineage: Eukaryota; Oomycota; Peronosporomycetes; Peronosporales; Peronosporaceae. The record is from the annotation of a GenBank genome assembly.
AUGAGCCCAAUCAAACGUGUUGGUGGUGCGGCUGAACCAGCUGCACAUGCCGUGGUUGUCGACGACCAUCACCUGGAAGAAAAGUCGGCAGCGCCUGCGGAGGCGAUUGAGAAGAUGCUAGCCAUGCUUGGAGGCCUGUCCGAAAGGAUGAACCGGAUGGAGGUCUCCCAGAGAGAGCAAGGCGACAAGAACUGGCAGGGCUCACCCGAGUCGAGUAUCGCCAGUCGGCAACAGGAGGUCGGGGCAGGGAUUAAUCUUUAG